Molecule: messenger RNA, 204 nt
Organism: Prorocentrum cordatum
Lineage: Eukaryota; Dinophyceae; Prorocentrales; Prorocentraceae
Source: the annotation of a GenBank genome assembly
GCCUCUUCUUCUGCCCUCGGCUCGCGCCCCAACGAUGGCCGCCGAGGCGCCCGCUGCGAAAGGCCGCGGCGGCGCGGCCGCACCGCCGCCGCGCACCGCCGCGGGCCCGGGCCGGCGCCGAUCGGGCGCACGGGGCGGGAGCGGGCAGCGGAGGCGCCCGGCAGGCCGUCCCGGGGGCUCUGCGGCGCGGCGGCGGCGCUCCUC